Messenger RNA from Nasonia vitripennis (jewel wasp), 1846 nucleotides. It is a transcript of the gene CCE-D4, whose product is annotated as carboxylesterase clade D, member 4. Lineage: Eukaryota; Metazoa; Arthropoda; Insecta; Hymenoptera; Pteromalidae. The record is from RefSeq and is marked validated.
ACAAGUUAAUUCUGAGCAUCCUGUAGAAUCGGACGGUCCGUUUCUCCGCGGUUUGCUACUGUAAAGACGGCAAGAAGGGUACGCAAUAUAAUGGAAAUAAAACUUAAAAUUUCAAAAAUAAUCGCUUUAAGCGCUAUAUUAUGGCUUGCGUAUGAAUUAAAAGCUGUAGACAGUGUUAUUGUUAGGACGAAAUUAGGACUCAUAAGAGGUUCCUUGAUGCAAACUCGUUUGGGAAAAACCAUUUAUGCUUUUCGUGGCAUUCGUUAUGCUGAAGCACCUGUCGGAUCACUAAGAUUCAAGCAAUCAGUGCCGGUGAAACCGUGGAGCAACGUUUACGAUGCUUCUAAGGAAGGUCCAGCAUGUCCAAAAGCCAAGGGUGAACUCGUCACCGAAGAUUGUCUUACUUUGAAUAUCUACACAAACUAUCUCCCACGAAAAAAUACUAAACUAAAUAAAAAACUACCCGUCAUUGCAUACAUACAUUUUGGAAGAUAUUACGAAGGAUCAAGUCAAAGUUUCUUGGUUGGACCACGAUAUUUACUAGAUGAAGACAUCAUUUUAGUAACACUCAACCACAGAUUAGGAACAUUAGGUUUUAUCAAUACUGGUGAGCAUCAUGCUUAUGGCAAUUUGGGCUUUAAGGAUCAAGUCUUAGCACUCCGUUUUAUCCAAAACUACAUCAGUGCUUUCGGAGGCGACCCGAAUUCGGUCACUUUAACGGGUCAGAGUUCGGGAUCUCGAAGCAUUGUGCUUCACAUGGUCUCGCCUAUGUCGAGAGGACUAUUUCAUAGAGCUAUUGCCAUGAGCGGAUCUUCCACGACACCAAUACCACCUCAGAAAGAGCAAGUCGAUCUGGCUGUAAAACAGGCUAAAUUUUUCAACUGCACCGCAGAAACUUUCGACGAUAUGUUUGAGUGUUUUAUGAAACAGCCAUCCGAGGCGUAUGCGAAAACUGUGCCCAUGUUUAUGGAAUAUUCCAACAGUUUCCCUGUAACGAUUUGGUACCCAUCGAUCGAACCAGAGGUUCUCGGGCAUGACAGAUUUUUAUCAGAUGAGCCAGAAAAACUGAUGAAAAAAAGACAGAUUUAUAACCCUGUACCUUUGAUAAUGGGAGUGACCCAAAAUGAAUUUGGAUUUUUAGCCUAUCCCGAUGACGGAGAGGAUAAGUUACACGAAGAUUUGAAUAGAAAAUGGCACGAGCUUGCUCCACUUUGUCUUCAGUACGAACGAAAUACGAAUCGGUCAAAAUUGAUAAGUGAUACUUUACGCAAAUAUUAUUUUAAUAAUGAACCAAUCACCCGUAAAAAUGCUCAUACAUUGAGUAAUCUUCUUGCUAACGCUCUAGUGCAUUUCCCAGUACACCGUGCUGCGAGUUUGCUAUCUAACUAUUCGUCAUCUCCGGUAUACUUCUACGAAUUUGUUUAUAAGGGCCGAUACAGUAGACGCGUGUGGAAGGAUACGAGAAAACCAAAAGGAGGGGUCGCACAUGGUGAUGAUUUGUUGUACCUGUUUGAUACCAGAUAUGAUACUGGUUCGGGCCUUAGAAUGCCGUUCUUUAAUGAGACUGAUCCGGAAAUUUUUAUGGUUGAAAGGUUGACGAAAUUAUGGGCGCAUUUUGCGAGAACUGGAGAGCCAUUACCAAAGGAGUCAGGCCUAUUUGGAAAUAUUACUUGGGAACCCUUAAAAUCAGAAGGAAAACCCUAUCUUGAGAUGGGCAAGAAUUUUACUAUUAAAAAGGGCUUUCUUGAUGAAACAAUGAGAUUAUGGGAUAACUUAUUCCCAUAAAAGUGAGCAUCUUUUGUAGUUACUUAUAUAAAAAAAAAAUAAAUUUUCAAUAUGCAUCAGU